Seriola aureovittata is the source of this 6734-nucleotide messenger RNA. RefSeq lists its product as uncharacterized. The transcript has 6 exons. Gene Ontology annotation, cellular component: phagocytic vesicle; secretory granule; recycling endosome. Lineage: Eukaryota; Metazoa; Chordata; Actinopteri; Carangiformes; Carangidae. Gene Ontology annotation, molecular function: small GTPase binding. Gene Ontology annotation, biological process: regulated exocytosis. The record is from RefSeq and is a predicted model, not a curated record. The coding region runs from base 624 to 5036 and encodes 1470 amino acids.
UUAUUUCUCACGGAAGGUUCCGCCCUGAAACUUCAGAGUCCACAUGGGUUUCUGAUGGUUAAACAUGGACAAGCUGCUGAACCAGUGUCCUCCCGGUUUACAUACACUACUGUCUAGUCUUACUGUGCGCCACAGCACAGCAGCGUGUGUGUCAGUGCAUCUGCUGAAGGUCUGGUUGGGUGUUUCUCUUUAAUUCUGCGGCACCUCUCUCACUGUAUGCGGGCCUGCUGUUGUGGAGGAGGGCGGGCCGUGAACACAAUGAGCACAUUUCGGACAGUAAACUAACUGGUGCGACAUGUACGGAGCGUGGACAUGGGAUGAUUUCUGCACGCAGCUCGCCUAACUUGGUUUGCAUUGAUUGAAUUUGGGAAUGGCAUGCAGAGCUUCAAGCUGAACAUAAGCCCCGUCUGCUGUCUGAAAACUGACCUCGGGUAAACCCUCAGAGGCUCGGGCGGACUUUGGAGAUAUUCUGCAGAGGUAUUUUUGCGCAGAACGGACACUGUGGCGCAACGUGAAGGAGGAAUGAUCUCCCAAUCAAGUGAUAGGACAGGCGUCUGAGUGAGGCUACGAUUAUUUAGGAAUAGGUUGAGGUAGCCACUUCGCCUCUGUGUAGCGCUGCAAAAAUGAUGUCACUGAUAGAUCUGGACGAUGAUCAGCGAUGGGUGCCCACUCAUGUGAAUGUCACCGUGCUCCGCGCUAGAGGACUGCGAACCAAGGGCAAGCACGGCAGCCGCUACCUCUACACCAUCAUCCAGGUGGGGAAGGAGAAGUACACCACCGGGCUGGUGGAGAAGGCGGAGGUGCCACAGUGGAACGAGGAAUGCUGUUUCGAGCUGCUACCGGGGAUCCUGGAGGACGGCGGCCGGAGCGCCUACCCCCCGGGGAGCGGAGACCUGGUCCUCACGGUUAUGCACCGAGUGCUUAUCGGGCUGGACGUGUUUCUCGGUCAAGCCAUCAUUCCUCUUGAUAAGAUAUUUCAGGAUGGAAUGUGUCCAAGAGAUGAAUGGUUCAAGCUCAACUCGAAGGUAGGAAGGAAGGAGAAGGAACGUGGUGAACUUCAGGUGACAGUCCAGUUCACCCGCAACAACAUGACAGCCAGUAUGUUCGACCUCACCAUGAAGGACAAACCUCGCUCUGCUUUUGGCAAGCUCAAGGAUCGUGUCACAGGGAGGAAGAGGGGGGAUGUGGAGUCUUCCUCAGCCAUUGUGCCAGGCCGCUACGCCGCCCUGUCAGGAUCUCUGGGGCAGCCGUUUGGAGAGGAGGGCGGACCGGUGGUGGAGUCACGAGAUGUCGAGAUAGCAGAGGAGAAGAGGAGCAAGAUGAAAGAUUUCUUCAAAGGAAAGCUGCGCAAGUCGUCUGACACCAGGUCAUGCUCAUCGCUGGCUUCAGAGAGUAGUGUGUCUUCCAUGGCCAGUGAUAACCCCUGCCCUCCACCCAGUCUGGAUCUGCUGUCAGACCCUCCCAGCUCCCCCAUCUACACUAGCAAAGUGAGAGUGGACACCCACUAUGGAGAAACAGAUUUAGCUAAAAAAGUGCUCACCAGCCAGCACACAACAAAGGUUCUAACACACAAGCGAGCCUUCAGCGAUGAAGCUAGCAAGAUCACAACAGCCUUCCCGCGAACAAAUCUCACAAUGGAGUCUCUCAAGGGUCAGACCAUGACUCAGUCCAAGUCUUCCUUGUGUAUAAAUGGAAGUCAUGUCUACGACUCUGAGCCAUCGACUCCAAAGAGCUCAGGAACUCUUCCAUCCAAGCUGGUGCUGCUGGAGAAAUGUUCCCCGCUCUCCCGUUCCCUGCAGAACCUCACCAAGAGAAGUGAAGACAAAGGUUCCUUUGCCGAAGGCCGCCGCUGGUCGUUUGACAAGAUGAAGAGAGAUGAAAAGGAGGAAGAAAAGGAAGGUCAGGCGUCGUCUCCUCCGAUUCAGCAAGCUCAGUUAGGGGGUCGCCCAGUGCAGGCGGCAACCCCAAUCGUCUCCUCUGCUGCUGAUUCACCUGACAAAGGGAGGAAGCUACGAAAGACGUUAUUCUCUGGAGGGAGGAGUGAGUCUCUCCCAGCUAAGUCAGACCUGAACCAGGCUGCUUCAGCAUCUGAGGGGAGGCUCAGAGGCUGGUUUGGCUCCAGUGACUCCCAGAACAAGCCAAGGCUGGAAGUUUCUCCUAAGGUAGAAAGCAGCUCAGAUGUACCCCAUCUCCUCCCUCCUCUGUCCCCUAUCCCCCAUCAGUGCUCCUCUCCCUCUGCCUCCCCCUCCGCUCAUGUCUCACCUGAUGACUGCAAUCAGUCCAAUCCCUUCACCCCCUCUUCCUCUCCCUCCUCCACUCCCCUGUCUCCAUCCAACCCUUUCUUCCCACAUAUGCAGCGCAAUCCCUUCUUUGAGGAGCUCAUAGCUGAAGAGUCGCAGAGGUCCCCUCCUUUUGCGCCUUGCUCCUCUUCUGGCUCGUCCCUUUUUCACCACACCACUCUGCCCUCCCAGCCCUACACACCCAGCCCUGCUCAUGAUGUUAAUGCUACAAAUAUGGCUUCCAUAAAGCGGGAGCGCCCCAGGCCAGUAGCUAGACAGAUAUCUCUCCCUGCAUUAUUACCCAAAGCAGCUGCACCUAACUCCCAUAGCCACGCAGCCCCUCGGUCCAUGUCAGAGAGUGCAGGAGAAUGGGAUGACUUUUUUGAUGCUUUUGCCUCUAGCAGGCUCAACUCACCUAAAGGGAGUCUUCCUCAGACACAGCUGAGAACCAGUCCACCUUCAUCUCAUAGGCGUAGUUAUCCAGUUUAUAACAAUGCCAAUAAUCAUGCACAAGAGCUGCAAACAUGUGAAGAGCAGCCUCCACCUUUGCCCCCGAGGAGGCUUUUAAGAACUUCAGUGAAUGAGAUUUACUCUGAUGGCUGGCUGCACAGAGGUCAGGAGCUAGCUGUCCAUAAAGAAGCCUACCUCCUCUCACAGACCGGCGUGGCCUCACUACAACAUGGAAGAGAAGGUGAAUGCAAAAGAAACAGUAUAUCUCCAGAUCCUCACACGAGCAGCGAGACCUCUGACUCCCUCAGUGUCCACUCCCAGCCGUUCACAAACAUCACGUCUCCAGGACUCAUCUCUGAAGAGAAGCUCAAAAAGUUCAAAUAUGAACCUCUGGAAGAUGACACUGACUGCUGGGGAGGGAUGUUGUUCGAGCAAGACUUGUAUGGACGCAUGUGUAGAGGAAACUAUGGACAGCCCAAAGUAAACAGUCAUCGUUUGUCAUUAAACACUGAGGAAACUGCAGGAAAUAACAUCACAUUGAAGAACUCAGGAUCUAAAAUGCUUCUUGAUAGUGAGAUAUCUGUUACAGACCUUUUGAACAUGUCAACAACUACUUCCCCUAACCCAGACGUGAAGGCACUUGAUAGUAUUUCUGGUCCAGUAGAGGAAGCAGUAGAGUCUAAUCCAACUGAAACCACAUGCAUUAACAACAACGUUUCUUUCUCACUAACUUUAGGAGACCUGAACAUGAAUGUGAAUAAUUUAGACUUUAGUUUUAUUGAUUCUGAUGGUUCCUCUCAGUCAGAGGUAAUUGAUACUCUUAAAGGCAUCAACAGUUUAGGUGGGAAUUUCCCACAACUGACGGAAGAUUCCCUGACGGCCGUUUACCACGAGGACACCACACCUGAGGAUAUGUUCACUUUAAAGGACACCUACAUAUCUGACAUAGACCCUUCAUUUGCAAUAACUGCUUCUUCGAAUAAACUGUGCAAACUGUCUGCAGCUUGUCAAGACAACUGCCAAGACUGUCAAUGUGAGCUGGAUAACGUGGCACCACACGGUCACAGCAAAGAGGACGCUGAGUUGUCGUCACAAAAUCAAACAUCUAAUUCAUCCAAUCUUGAAAUUGAAUCCAGAGGAGAUAAAACAAGAGGUGACAAUGAUUUUAAAAAGACACAAAAGAACUUUGAUGAUAAUGGAAAUCCACAAGCUAAGCUAGCCAUGCUUAAGCAGACAGAGUUGUUUUCUGGGGUGGUUAGUGCACGUUUUAGACCAAAAGGAGUGUCCCGACAGAACAGCAGUGGCAGCCCAAACAGCCAAAGCAAAAGUGAAGACACAGAGUUUGAACAGCUGUUGUCCCUCGUUCAAAACAUUUCACAAGUGAGGGAAGGUCCAUUGUCAUACCAGCCCACUAAAUCAGCUCUUUCUUCCUUACUGGCUUUAGAUAAAAAGACAGAUUUGCACGUAGAUAGCACUGAUACAACAUCACAAAUAUCUUCAAAAGAUGACACAACAUCUCUCCUUCCAGAAAACUGUGUGACAGGAAAAACCUCUGAGAUCAGUUUUGAAGACCUCCACGCAAAAGUAGCACCAAACUCAAGAACCCCUUCAAAGUCAAAGAUUGGGCAAUCUUUGCAAGAGCCUGAACCCUCCUCUCCCUCCACCCCCUCUGCACUCUCCCUGUCCGCUGAUGCACAGGCUGAGCUCCACCCUACCCCUCUCUGUUGCCCUUCCAUACAUCCCUCAAGCAUGGGGCCCAGUGCUGGAGACAGCACCUCUCUGGUUGUGGCCCCCUACACCUCCUCCUACUCUACCACCUCCACCACUGACCAGCCCCUGGUCGAUGCACGGCACUCACUUUUGCCUGAGGAGACACAGCCAGCUAACAACCUGCCCCAUCAGGAGAGCAGACCUCAUCCAGUGAAGCCUUUAACCUCCAGCCAAUUAGAGAAGAAGGAGGGUCGUUCGGUUCUGGAGAAGCUCAAGUCCACAAUCCACUCUGGACGCACCGCCCACCAGGUGGUGGCUGAAGCUGAGAGGAGUCAGGAGGCGACCGUAGACAACUCUGCUCAGUACCAGCACCUGACCAACAUGGAACUGAUCUCCCUGCUGCUACAGCAGGAGAUGGACAUGCAGAAGCAGCAGGCGGCCUCGGAGCGGCAGGAGGCGCAGCUGGAGAAAUGUGAGGCCGAGCUGAAAAAGGUCAAGGCACAGGUUCGAGACCUGGAGGACUACAUCGACAAUCUUUUACUGCGAAUUAUGGAGCAGACACCCACGCUGCUUCAAGUGCGAACCAGACACAAGUGACCACAGCACUAGACUGUAUGGUUUAUCACACAUGAUGUGUGACCGUCUAGUAUACAGUUUCCUCAAGAGUGGGUUUGAAACAGGGUUAUUACUGAAGAUUGGGAGUCACUGUUCUAGAGUCAGUUACAGUCAAACAAAUGCUCCACAAAUCAUCCAGGUCUUCUCACUGCUAAUACUGCCCUGUUGAUGUUACCCAACGUGCAUGCUGGUUUCUAUCUCAAUUUGGCACGGACAAAAAAAAUUACAAUGUGGAAAGCUUCAAUCAAAGCGGAUGCGGAUGAUUGUUUUACCCAUGCUUACUAGAAUAAUUUAAGGUAGUCAGCUGUUGUCAGUUUAAACUUCAAACUCACCGCUUAUAAUGUGUAUAAAAUAAAUACAGGCUAGGGAAAACACUUUUUUUUGGAAGUGCAUUAAACAUGCUCUUCAGGGAUUAAAGUAUUUCCACUGGCAAAAUAUGACAUUAGCUCAAGUAACCUUAAACAUGAAGCUCCAGAGGUGCAAAAACAACAUUUUAACACACAAUUUUCAACUGAAAUAGUUUUAUGAAAUACAAAGUGCACAAAGGUUAACUUGAGUUAAUUUCAUAUUUUCAAGUAGAAUUUAAGAAAUGCCACAAAGAAGAUAGCAACACAUCAUAAAAUGCUGCUCUACAAUGUGAAUACUCUGAAAAGAGAUGUUUCUGCUUUAACAUUGCUGUAUGAUAAGAAAAAAAACAAUAUUCAUGUGUGUGCCAGAAAAGACAAGAGGAUCAAGACUUGUUUUCAUUUUGUUUCUCACUUCUUUAAAUUCUUAUUUCUUGUAACACUAAAACAAUGAGAAUGUUUUAAUAUAUUUUUAUGUUUUGUUGUCCAUCCUGCAAUUUUUGUUUUGUUGAAAAAGCAUUUAUCUGUAGAAAUAACAAGGCAUCGAUGCAGUAAAUAAGAGUAUUAUAAGUUAUUUCUAUCAAAUACUUUUGUCAUGAUAAUAUAUUCUCUAAUACCACUCUAGUACCAGUGUAGCUACUUGCAAUGCUUUACAUGACCGCAGUACUGUACUGUAAUAAAAAUAAAGUGCACAUGAAUCAGUCAAAGUUUGUGACUUGUGAUUGCUCAGACCUGUGGUAUGUUCGCUGUAAUGCUCAUUUCUCUCCACUGGAGGGCGCUCCUUACUCUGGGUGGAAACCUGCUGGUUCAGCUUGAUAUUUUAAUGUGACUCCACAGAAUGUGUGUGCACUCUGAUUUAUUAGAGAUUAUAUUGUCGUAAUGGAGUCUGUUGGGUUUCCAACAAAUGUUGACAAGUUGCCCUCGCACUGCUGGUCAUUGAACUCUGGCUUGUCUGUGCUCUAAGUGAAAUAUAACACAAUAGGCUGUGUUUUGUUUAGACCCAGGAGAUUUGGUAUGUUUCCUGUUUAGACUGAGCAUCUGUACUUUUUGUUUUUAAAAAACACAUUUUUAUAGGUCUAUUUGUUGCAGCUGGUUAAGGUGAAUUUGAAUAUAUAUUGUUUUGUAUGUAAAAUCUUAAUCUGGAAAGUUAUCAGUAACUUUAUCUGUCAAAUAAAUGAAGUGGAGUAAAAAAAAAAUAAAGUGACAUAAAAUGCAUGUACUGAGUAUGGGUAAUUUAAAAUUUUGAUUUAUUGAAAGUUCAGUACUGUAAAUGUUGAGUGUAUAAAUAGUUUUAAAUGUGAUGAUGAAAACUGCAUUUAUAAAAUGUUAUUUUACA